Messenger RNA from Prosopis cineraria, 2442 nucleotides. RefSeq lists its product as uncharacterized. The transcript has 7 exons. NCBI's taxonomy places the organism in Eukaryota, Viridiplantae, Streptophyta, Magnoliopsida, Fabales, Fabaceae. The record is from RefSeq and is a predicted model, not a curated record. Bases 89 to 1678 code for a protein of 529 amino acids.
AUUCCUAUCCGAGAAAACUUCGAAGUGAGGUCUUCCCUUUUAACGCCCAACCGUCUCUGCGCCGUGCGUUCUGGAUGCCCGAUAUGCCAUGGCUUCUUCCGCUCCGCAAUCUUUCAUUCGCAAGAUCAUGCGCAUGAUCUUCACCUUCUUAUCUAUUUUUUGCCUUCAAGUCUUUGCUUGGAAAUCCCCGUUUUACCCUCAUGACGUGCUUCCACUUUUGCCGAGACAGGUAUCCUGGCCUUUUCUCAAGUCUCUCUACAGUGCCGCUGAUCUUCUGCCGUCCUUCGUCGGCGCUGCUUCGUCCCCAGAUGACUCCAUGGAAUGGAAGGGCGCGUGCUUCUACAACAACACCGCCUGGUUGGAGUUUCACAACCACAGCGGCACCGAAUUUGGUGGCGGAACCUUGCAUUUGAAGGUAAGUAAUGCUCAUAGUUGGACAUGCAUGGACAUUUAUGUCUUUGCUUCUCCGUAUCGUGUGGCAUGGGACUAUUAUUUCAUGUCUCGGGAGCACACAUUAGAUUUCAAAGAGUGGGAGGGGAAAGCUGAGUAUGAGUAUGUUAAACACGAGGGGGUAUCAAUUUUCCUCAUGAAAGCUGGGAUGCUAGGAACCCUUCAAUCACUGUGGGAAGUCUUCCCCUUGUUUACAAAUACUGGAUGGGGGGAGAACUCCAAUCUUGGGUUUCUAAAGGAACACAUGGGAGCUUCUUUUGAAGCACGUCCUCAACCAUGGGUUACUAAUGUCAGUGUCGAUGACAUUCACUCUGGAGAUUUCCUUGCCAUUUCAAAAAUUCGAGGUCGCUGGGGUGGGUUUGAGACUCUAGAGAAAUGGGUCAGUGGAGCAUACGCUGGUCACACUGCUGUUUGCUUAAGAGAUUCUGAUGGAAAGCUAUGGGUUGGUGAAUCAGGACAUGAGAAUGACAAGGGGGAAGAUAUUAUUGCAGUGUUACCUUGGGAUGAGUGGUGGGACUUUGAACUGAACGAAGAUAGCUCCAACCCCCACAUUGCUUUGCUUCCUUUACAUCCUGAUAUCCGAGCAAAGUUUAAUGAGACUGCUGCAUGGGAGUAUGCAAGGACCAUGAUUGACCAACCUUAUGGUUACCAUAACAUGAUUUUCAGCUGGAUAGAUACUUUAAGUGCGAACUAUCCACCUCCCGUGGAUGCUCAUGCGGUUGCUUCUGUUAUGACUGUUUGGAAUCAUCUCCAACCUGAUUACGCUGCUAAUAUGUGGAAUGAAGCCUUGAACAAACGACUUGGAACUAAGGGACUUACCCUUCCUGAAAUUUUAGUAGAAGUUGAAAGGCGUGGAUCAUCUUUUGAUGAACUACUGACAAUUCCAGAACAAGAUGAUUGGGUUUACAGUGAUGGGAGAUCAGCUUCUUGUGUUGCUUUUGUUCUUCAGAUGUACAAGGAAGCAGGAUUGUUUGAGCCAAUUGCUAGCUCUAUUCAAGUCACAGAAUUUACGAUAAAAGAUGCUUACAUGCUCAAUUUUUUUGAGAACAAAUCGAGUCGCUUGCCCAAAUGGUGCAAUGAUGGAGAUACUGUGAAGCUCCCUUAUUGUCAGAUUAAAGGGAAGUAUCGAAUGGAGUUACCUGGCUACAACACCAUGCAACCAUAUUCUCAUAUGAAUGAAAGGUGCCCAUCUCUUCCACCAGACUAUUCCAGAUCAAAGAAUUGUUAGAAUCUUGGAAAAACAUAAUUAUUGAUCUCUAUAGUUUAAUCGUGUUUUGUUAUUGGUCUCUGUAUUUUUUAUUUUUUUUUUUAAUAUUGUAGGUCCUUGUAGUUUUUCUACUAGCAAUGUUAGUCCCUUUAUUUUUAAAUAUGCCAAAGGUAUGAUGAUGCGGCACAAACAGCAUUAAAUUAAGGUAUUUGAUGCAUAAGUACGAUGACUAGAAAUCACUUUCUGACAUUGACAAGAGCUGUCAUCAGAACAGUCUUCGUCAAAAAGCAAUCAUCCCUUUUUUUACCUUAUGCUAAUUCAAAUUGCUAACUCAAUGUGUUUUAAACAUGUUAUCAUCCUGAUUAACAUUGUUAGUUACGUAUCAAAUAAUUUAAUACUGUUAUUAGUGCUGCAUCAUCAUCCCUCUCUACAUAUUUAAGAGUAGAGGGACUAGCAUUGUAGAGGGACCUAGCACAUCGGGAAAAAAAUAGCACAAGGAUCAAUAACAAAACAUGAUAAAACUAUUGGAAUCAAUAGUUAUGUUUUCUCUAGAAUAUGUUUAUCCAAUUAGGGCUGACUGCUUCACAAGAUUAUUUGUCUUUCAGACACAUGGGUUGUUCAGGGGGUGAGAAUUGAAUUUAUGGUGUUAUAAUAGACAUGUGAUUAAAGAGAAGUAACAUCAAUUCAAUUGUAUAUAUUCUUACAACUUGUAUUAGAUGAUGCAUGCAAUCUGGAUAAUCUUUGUAGCUGUAUUGAUUAUAAUGUAAAUAGAUGGGAUUUUCAAA